AGCUGAGAUUUUUUUCGCGAAGGAUAGAACGGCGCCCGAAGCAAAUCGUUUUAAUUCAUUUCUUAGAAUACUAGAAAUGCAAUUUCAACGAAAGAAACAAGACAAAAACAAACAAAAAAGCCACAAGAGCUUGUUUGAAAGUUUGUCGAAAAACACAUGGAACUAAAGUAGCUUGACCAGCUACGAAAGAAGACAAGUGUUGUUUCUUCAUGAUCGCGAAGCCAUUCGCCGAUCGAGUCACUCGCCGAUAGAUAACUGCAGCUUGUUUAUCCGACAUCAAGAAUAUAAAUCACAAGUAACCAGCCACAAAUACAGGCUAUGCAGCCAUUCACUAGAGCAAUCGAGGCGGCAGUAUAUAGCUUCUUUUCUCGUUCAGCAAAACCAGCUUGUGGCUUCAAACAACUUCAUAACAAGUGACCGAGGUAAUACUGGUAGUUUUUCUCCGUUGUUCUUACUUUUAUAACUGCACCAAAAAUCCAAAUUCAUAGUAAUUUCGACGGCUGUCACUUAAAAAUUCCUUUCCUUCACAUUAUCUGCCAGGUUUUUUAAGCUGUUCUGCUGUGUAAAAUCCUAGAAUCACGAUGAGUUUUUAAAGAACUAAUGUUCAUCGCACAAUGUUUUGAUUUUUCAUUCAUGCAGUCCAGGCGAGUCCGUUCGCGCGUUGACAGUUUUGAUAGAUGUGUGACAUGUCAAUAGCGGAAGUCCCUUGUCUUUUCCUGUUUGUUCUAGUCGGGGCGAUUCAACGAGAUUUUGUGGGCGUUUUUAAUAAAACAAUUAUUCCACUCGGGCUUGUUGGAUAUAAAAUGAUUAUAGCGAACUCGGCGUUAUGCGCCUCGUUGGCUAUCUAUCAUCUCAUAUCCAACGCGCCCUCGUGGAAUAAUUGUUAAGUAUACUGUACUACACAGUAGUAGUAGUAGUGGGAGUGGUAGUAGUUGUAGUUGUAUUGCAGAGACAGUGCAAUAAAAUUUAUGUGGACUCAUGAAAGGUUUCUGUUAUGUUAGAGCCCUCAAGGAAGCUCAAGACAUCUUUGGUCUGGACUUUGAUUUUGAUGAAUUUAAAAAGUAUGGAAGAGAUGACAGUUCGUGAGACGAGGAUGAAGAUGAAUAUGAACAGGAAGAUGGGGAAGAUGGAGCAUUAAGAAGGCAGAAGAAAAAAUCCGCAAAAAAAAUCAAUUUAUGAGGUGAGGUUUGUGAGGGCUUCUGUCACUUGGUAAGAACAUUAUUAAUGUCAACUUGUCCAAUAGAAAAGUGCAAUAAUUAUUGUUGUUGUCCUGAGAGGAAGAGUUGAAAAAAAUAAUAAUUAAUUUUGAUUUUUUUGUUUGAAAUGAGAAUAACAAACUGAAACCUUUUAAUUUCUAACUUACAUGUACAGACUGUAUUAUUAUAAUUAUCAUCAACAAUAAUAUUAUUGAAUUAGGCUGAUUAUGAUGUGAAGAAUUAUGCCGAUGGAGAAGAAUGUUAUCCACCGAGGCUGAAGGAGAAGUCCAAUAACAGCCUCUGAGGUCUCAAUUUUUGUCAGAAAUCCAGCUAUUUCAUCUUUGGAUAGCCAUGAAUGCCAUUUUUUUUUAUUCCAAUCAGGAAAACAACAGCUAGGCUACUUGCUUAGAAGCAAGGUUUAUAGAUAGGUUAUUAGGCAAGAUCCCAUCAAAUCAAUAGUAUAAUUAUUGCUUACAUCUUCCAAAUUUGGUAAGCGAGAGCUGCAUGGUUAUGAAGAAUAACCCAGAGUAUUGGAGCCAAUUAGAAAGGGCAAAAUAUUUUGAAUUAAUAAUCAUAAAGUUAUUAGAAACCUCCAUUAAGCUUAGGGAAUGCGUCCAAAUAUCGGUAGGCAACCCGAUCAUGGGAAACGGACCCGAUCAAUUUUCCUAUGGUUCAGAAUCGGUACCUAUCUGUAGGCACUAAUUGCCGUUUCCGAUAAUUAUAAAACUUUGCCAAUUCAAUCGGAGCCAGAUACAUUCCGAUGUGGGUGAUGGGGUAUCACAUUUAUCUGAUAAGGAUAUGUGAUUCUGCAAACAAUUUUUGUCACAAAACCAAAUAAUGAAAGAAUCAUUUCACUCAACAAAAUAGCCUGCGUUGCAGCUGGCCCGGUCUUUAAAACUUGCUUUGUUCUCCAUAGUGAAGUAAUUAUAACAAUACUUCAGUGGAUGUUUUUUUGCCUUAUAAGUUUGUUCGAAGAUGUAUACAAGGCUGUUCGACGUUUUGUUUUCUGUCAUCCGAUCGGUAAUUGCUUACAAACUUUUCCACGCUGUUCUAACAAAAUGUAGAGCGAGUCAUAUUUCAAAACCUCUCAUAAAAAUUCGUUUUGACUCCCUAGCUGCCAAACUGACUACAAAAAGAAUGGCUUUUGUGACUUACUUGUUCUUCAAGCGUAAGCAUGGUAGGGCCUGAUGAAAUUGCUUUUCAGUUUUGUCUCUCUAAAUUCAAGAAAGUUUGUGCUUGACAUUUUAAAAUUUUAAUCUACAGGUUUUAGACUCUACAAUGAAAAGUAUUGCAGCAUAUUUUAUCAUCAUUAACUUUACUCCCAUCAAGUGAAAGGGGGCUGGACCGGAACUGAUUGAGGUCACACAAACAUGUUAAAACAAUGAAAGACUUAUUAUUCCUUUUAUGAUAUAUUAUUACUAUAGGCCUAGUGAAAGCAUACCCAUAAUGGUAAAACUAGAAUCUUUUCUUUUCUUUUCCGUGGUAAAACUGACAGGUCAACUUAAGAACAUAUUCUCGAAUGCUGAUUUUUUUCGUGAUCGGUAACGUGAGAAUUGAAAAAAUAAUGUGACGUGCCGUUAGAGCUCAACCUACGGCUAAAACUACCACCGAUAAGAUAGAUAGUUUUUCACCGUUCAUGACCACCUAACAAAACUAAAGCUUAUUGGAACUGAAUGUGAAUGAAUAAAGUUUUAAAUAUGCGAAAAUAUGUCUUCUUUUUCAAAACUCGCUUCAAGCUCAGGCAAUAUUAAAAACACAAACCGGCAAAGUUUAUGCCCCGCGUGGCAUGGUUAUCUCUCAUGGGUCAUCUUUGUUCUUUCCACCGUACUCAUACACUUUAAAACCAAAGUGUAAUAUUUUAAAAAGUUCACCUUUAAACUGUAAUAAAAAAUGCUCGUCAUAACGGUGCCCUUCACUGUGCUAAACUUAUGUGCCUAUAAAUGUAAACCCCGUGGGGGGGAGUGCGGGCAAGGGGUGGGAAUUUGACAAAUUUUUAAAUUUUUUGAUCAAAUUCCCCAGGGUGGGAAAUGAAAGGUCAAUCAAAAGUGUCAAAAAAGCCCCCACCCCAGGGGAAAAAUCUAAACAAACAAUACUAUUAUUCCUGUAUAAAAUGAAUUAAAAGAACAUUUCAAAAGUACGUCCUUACUAAACGUAAGCUCCGUUAAAUUACUCGCUGUAAUUAAGUAUUUCUCUGUCCACUAGCAUCUCUUGUUUUGAACAACAAAAUCACUCUAGGAAGAUUGACCGUGCUAUUAUAAUAUUAAUGAAACGCAAAAUGCUUUAUAACAUCUGCUCAACAUGUCGGAACAGGUCGGAUCAGUGACCCGUAAAAAAUCCUCUGAGUUUCAUGGUGGAAUUUGAUGUCAAUCAAGUUUUACAGUCAGAUGGGAACUUGAAGAUAAAACUUUCUCAAAAUAGACAUUAUCUGUUUAGAUGACAGUUUAAAGUAUCGGAUUAUGGCGAUUAAAACAAAUGAAAACUUCACACCUUUCUCCAGUAGCGUGACUUUCAGAAAGCCUGGAGGGAUAGCCUGUUCCAGGCGUUCAGAUAGUGGGGAGCGGUGCGAAGUAAAAAGGAGCGCGGAAAAAUAAAAGCGAGGGAGGGGAAGAGGUGAGAGAGGGAACGCCUGUUAGAUUUGUUUUAAAUAGACUCAUCCGCCCACUCAGACCACAUCAGCUGUAGGUGGUCUUCACUUGUCAAUCAAGACUGAUGUUACAGACCCAUCCAUUUAUUAUUUUUCUUACGAAUAAAUCAAAAUUUCUCAGAUCAAAAAUUAAUAUUAUGUAUACAUAGUCUUACUAAAAACCUAAUGUAAGACUCUCAGACAAUAGAGAGCGAGAGAAGUAAUUUAUUUACAGCUUUAAAACAUGAUUUCAGCGUGUACGUGACAAAAAAAUUAUGAAUCAAGUGACAAACAAAUAUCGCUCAUUUCGAUAGAAAGCCGUUUCAAUACAGAUGGUUAACUCGAGCAAUGAAAAUGCCCAACAAACGAAGGGAAAAUUUACUAUUCGGUGAUUGAGUGGACCUCAUCAAUAGCGAUAGCUGCAACUUGCUUUCCAAGCUUUCCUUUUGAAGUCCUUUUGUUCAUUCCUUAGACAACCACGAUUUGUGACUGCAGUACGCCUUUGAGUGAAUUUUUAAGGAUCAUACAAUUUCACAGCUUCCACUUUUAACGGCUUCAUCCACAUUUUCUCCCAUCAUUGCCGCCGCUACUCCGAUUUUGUUCAAAUGUUCCACUUGGUCUUUCAUGAUGGCAAUCAACGGAGUUACCACAACAAUACAUCGUAAAUGGCAUUCUAUCCUGUCUUCAUUCCAGCACACGCUUUAUUCGAGGAAAAAGCUGGAAAAUAAGUCUUUUUCCAAAGCCAGUUGGUGAAAUUGCGAAGACAUCUAUCCUGCCCACUACGUGUUUUAAACAGUUCCUUUGCUCUUCGCGUUUAGCCUCCACGUUUGGAAAGUCACUUAGCGCUGUGUUUGUUGCGAGUUCGAAUUCUGGAAGGGACGUAGAGUCUGUUAUCACCGCCAUAUCACAUUUCUCGCUGUGAUCGAAGACGCUCCACUGUUGACAAAAACUGUCAAAAUCAACCAAUCAGAGGGUAUACCAGGAUCUGGUAUACCGGAACGCACUUUUGUUAAAAAUUCUUACAAGCGUUCCCGCACCUUUCUCCCCAGUCCCCCUCUACUUUUCAUUGCUUUCUUUACUUCGCACCGCUCUCCACUAUCUGAACGCUUGGAACAGGCUACUGGAGGGACGGACUUGCUAACCGCUUCUGCAUUGAUACCAGGCUUCUCUCGGUCAAAGUCAAAUGUCCCGACCCUGGGGUCGCUUCGCACGAUCAAAACCCCGACCGGGGGAUAGUCUCAGGCAUCAAAUCCCCGCCCCUUGCCGCCUCCCCCCACGGGAUCUACAUUGAUAGGUGCAUUAGAUCAACAAUAAUAAACUUUCUCUCCCUGUAGAGUCAGAAGAGUUGAUUUUGUUGAUCCUAUAUUUGCUGCGGAGUGACCGAAGGGAGCGAGCAGCAACAUAAUCAGGAUUUAAAGGAAAUAUAUAAGGGGCGACAAAUUCUUGAAUUCAUCACUUUUUACCACAAUGCAUUGCAUUUAACCAGAGUGCAUUGCUCCACGAACAACUCAAAUAAAAACACGGGGAAGUUCGGUGGGUGAGAGAGUGCAUCGUUCGCUGCUCAGACUUAGAGUUUUCUUCGUGGCAAAUUUUCUACAGCACGGUUAGAGGUCUUACCAAAUUUUAAGACACGCAGGAGUCUUUCAGAUUAGUAUGAUGGUUAACUUGGGGAUUGGAUUUCAAUUCAAGAGUCCCACCAAAUUCUGUAUUCCGUCUUUCUUUGUUUUUUUCUGUUUUUUGUGUUGUUGUUUUCUAUAAAUAUAUAACUAAAUAACUGUUACUCAAUAAAGUGCAACAAACAGCAAGAAAAGUAUUGUGUUUCCAGAGAAAAUAUCGUGCACCGUAUAUUAAAUAUAUGGAUAAACAAUCUGAAUUCUAUUAUUGUCGUAAACAUAAGUUUAUGGGCGCAAAUAGGUUUUAAAAAAAAAACAGAUUACUUUAGAUUACUUUAUCAUGGUUAUUGUAAUUUGCAGAAAACUUAUUUCGUUCAUUGAUCUUUCUCAAUCAUCAUAUUAGUCACAGUGUAAAAAUAGGUGCAUUUCAUAUUGAAUAAACUAGAGGCAAUGUUUCGCACGCAAACGUGAAAGUUGAACCUUGUUCACGGAUGUUACGUUUCCGAAGCCUUUAAUACAUUGCCUCUGCUGAUUUUAUUCGCGUAUAACGUUUUCAGCACACGCUCAUGGAAAUUAUGCAACAGUGGAAAUCCUCCCUUAGACGUUUCAUCUUCCUAAUCAUGAUUUUUUUUUGCAUUUUCACAGUCUGCGACUGCCUUUAAGAAUGGAGAUAAGGUUCAGGCAUUUGAUCCUGUGUUGGGACAGUGGCUGAACGGGACUGUUCUUGAUUGGACAAUGGUGGCAGAGUUUUAAUACACUGGGCAGGCUACACAAGGUAUUUUGAUGCUUGGCAGGACGCCUUGGAAGUCCGAAAACCUGAAGGAGAAAGGCCUUUGGAUAGGCGACGUCCAGUGUUAAAAUCAAAUUUUCCAAAACGACAACACCCAAGCAUCUGCAGAAGGAUGACCUUGUCUGAGUGUGCCACAACCACGAUUGGUCUGAGGCAGAAAUGGCGGCAAAAAACGAUUGCUUCAGAGGAGAGGUGAGACAUUAAGUUUUUCAAAAUCCUAUUUUUUGUCAGCAGGGUAAAUACAUUUUAACAUAAGUUUAUCUGAAUAGAUUUUUGGAUGACAGAGAGACCCAACUGUGACCCCAUAUCUCAAAGAUGCUCUUGCAUGACUCGUCAGCCAAUUUUGGUUAUCCUGUAUUUCUUUGCUUGCACCACCGUGUGGCACACAAUUGUUGCGUUUUUGCCCGGAUUUUUCCAGCGAUCCGCAAAAAUACGUUCCCGGAAAUAACUUCAAUUUGCCACACAAAAAAAUACGGUAAAAGAAACUGUAUCUGUUCAAUUACAACUUGUCUCUUUCGUUCAAAGACAAAGUGGUAUACAAUGAAACAAAUACUGGUUUUACAUCGCAUACCGCAGUAUUGUUUGAAAAUAAUGUAUCAAUGCUGGAUACUUUUUCCCAGCAGGAAAAAUCAAUCUGUCCUAAUUGCAAAAAUUAGUUCCCACAAAACACAACAAAUCGUCAAUCCGCAAAAAUAUACUCCCGCAAAAAUUUCAUGCCACAAGGUAGUCUUCAGGCCAUUUGAAAGUACUGUUGCACAUUGCAAAUAUGACUUUUAAUCGGGGGGAGAGGAUGUCCAUAUAUCAAAAUAAAGCAGUGAUCUGUUGCAAAGCUUAUCGUUAACCAGUGAGGGCUUGCCGCAUCUGCAUUUUAAUGUGUAAUAAUGACGGGCAUGACAGUUUUGUUUGUCGGAACGGAAUGCUGGUAUCUCUUAUGUAAAAUUACUCGCCUAAUAUGAACAGCAGCAGUAAAUACAGCCAACGGAUACCUUUCAUUUUCUUUCCUUCUGUUUUUGUAUGUUGUUCGAAUAAUGAGAAGUUUCAAAUCUAAGAAUUAAUAGGUUUUAUUACUAAAUGACACUAGCGAAAGAGCAUGACGACGUUUUAUAGUUUCGGGAUUUUAAUCAGUCCAUCAACGUUCCAGUGUUAGAGCCACACUGACUGUUGUUGUGUUUAUGAAAGUUGUUAGCCUUCCAUAUCAAAAGUUACACUUCCUUAUGUUUUUGCUUUCACUCAUUUUUUGUUAUCUUUAUCUCAUUGAUAAAGUUGUGUCCUUGACCGAUUGCUUUCUGGGAGCCGCAGGGAAUUAUCAUUUAGAUAAUUUUAUAUAUUUCGAUUGAAGGAUUGAUUGACCUUGCGUGGAGGUCCUCGCACAAUUUGAUUUAUCAGUAUAUUUCUAUAUUUAAGGUGAUGUGACAUGAGACGAUUCGCAAUGACGGUGUUUAGCACAGCACAGGGGAUUGUUAAAACAUUGCAACGCGGUGUUGCACUGAAAAUCGUCCCGUGUCUAUCACCUUAUGUACAUUUUCUAAACUUUGAUGAGUAAUAAAAGCAAUUGGCCCAAAUUUUUUUAUACAGUAAUGCAAGUUUGACUUUUGUGCAAAACUUGUGAAAGUGUAUUACAUUGAACAAACACCGGUUCUGUCCUCUUGACGAGUCCGUAUAAACCGGGUGCCAAUCUAUACAAAGAAUUUAUUUGCUUUCAACAGGUAACUCUGAAAAGCAGAAGAGUAGCAAAAUAUGAAUACAUAAAAGAAAACGAGCCUGAAGAAAGUGUUCAUGAAGUGACAUGCGAGGAAGACUUUAUAGAUGUGGACACAGCUACAUGGACCAACAAAGAAAGUGAAUUACCGGACCUAGAUCAUUUAGUGAGUAUCCAUUUAUUAUUUUCCCCAUCAUCUCAAAUUAAAACUGUAGGAAGAAACUGUGAAACAAAAGUGGUUGAUUUUUCGUGCAGAAUGUACAUAUUGUAUCAAGACAUUAAAUUGGGACCAAGUAUUUAAAGAUGUCACAUACGAUUUUAAUUUUCAUUUUAUCGCGUUUCUUUAUGAUAGUCUUCAUGAUAUAUCACAACACGUGAAGUAUAUGAAAACAGUAAAAUUCCCCGUAAAUAACUAAUCAAUUUACUUUGUGCCUCCGACCCGUUUAUUCAAAAUCCUUCUGAGGGACAAAUAACAUAUGUUUUCUGCCGUAAUGAGCUCAAAAAUAUAAUUUCUCUUACACACUAUGUAGGCAGAGAUUAUAGGAGUUUUUGUCGAAAUCAUUAUUUUAAAGUUGAGAAACUCUGCUUUUAGGGUAGUGACGAAGAAACAGCCAAUGAAGACGAAGAAAGGGAGUUUUAUGAUCUGCAGGAUUUGGUGAGUGUACAUGCAAUUUAGUCAAUGUCGGAUUACCCUUUUUACAUACAUAGAAGCGAAACCAACUGAGUUCGUUCAUUGAAUCAAUUUUAAUAAUUCAGUUGUAUAAAGAAAUGUAUGCAUUCCGGAGCCCCUCUCCCAACCCCACCAUUUUAUCUUCGGUGAUAUUUAUUUCCUGUAUAUAAUAGGUGAAUUUUUCCGGUGAAUUAAGCCUUAUUUCACAUUCCUUUGAAUUAUGAUUAUUUUAUUACCCGUACAGGUCUGUACAGGUGUUAAAUGAGCUGUGUAACGAAAUUUCUGAUCAAAACCUUAGACAGAAACCUCCACAAAAUUAAGAUGAAACACACAAAUAGCUGCUCAAAACGAUAAAAGAAGUUAUAAGUUCAUGUAACCAAUGUACAGUGUAGUUACAACAAAUACAAACAGAGGCUCGGUUACUUUUUGCCUAGUUUUCUCAAAGGUCAUUUUUGUUCAGUUUUGUAAGGUUUGAAAUGCUUGUGAAACAUUUUUGUUCAGUGCCGUCACAAAGCUUGAAUUUUGUCGCUCACAAGUAACAUUUCAAGUUCCAUUGUGAAUAAGGACAAGUAGUUGGCAAUAAUAUACAAAAGACCUAGACAGCCCCCGUGAUACAACCCCUUUAAAGUGAAAACUGAGUUCUGUGUGAUCCAUUUAACCUAAUGAAAAACUUUGACUGUCUUGCUGCCUUUAUACAGGACAAAAUGAGGGGUGAGGACGACAUUGACGAUGUUUUGGAAAAGCUGAAGUUUGAGGAUGCUUUAAAAGAAAUUUGUCACAACCAAGAAAAACUUUUGCCAAAUCAAACCAAGAUUCAACAAUCGUUAAGCGCUAUUAAUGAGCUCUUGAACAAGAGACUUCAGAAAAGACAAGAAGCUCUGCAGAUUGCAGCCUUUUCUUCAGUUUCAACCAGGCCCAGUCCAAGAAGUUCAAUGACCCCAGUUUCAGUGGAUUCCACUCCUACUAUAGUCAGCUGCACGUCGACCCCUGUUAUCUCUCCUCCUUCCUCCCAAAGUAUCUGACUUCCAUCUUCCAACCGUUCUAAUUCACAUGGUGUAGAUAAAAAUCGGUGUUUCAGCUUGGAUGAUUGUAAUGACCUUACUUCAUUUAAUGCAAGGAAUAAUGAGGACACCCUAAUAGAAAGCACGCCAUCCUCUUUUGCCACCCAAAUCGAGCCCACUUUCUGUGAUUUUACUGCUGGUCCUUCUAGUAGCUCCAGUAGCUCAGUGCAAAUGGGCGGAAAUACAAGUUCUUGUUCUUUGGGGGUACUUUCUAAUAUAUAAAAUUAUACAAAAUAAGUGUACUAACUUGCUGUUUAUUUACAAACUUUAUUCAAACUUGUAGGUGUCACCUGUAUAACUAUGACUUGUAAACAUUGCUUCCAAGCUAGUUUUAUAUUUUGUAUUUUGUUUCAAUUGCAAUUAAAAGUUUAUCAUAAUUCAAUUCACUGUAGGGAACGGCGUUUUCAAGUUGUUUCUGCCUACAUAUCCAGUUUAAAUAUCAGAGUUGACUCGCACGUCGCAAGCUGGUUUGUUAAAAGCAGUUUUCUUUCCUUUCUUUAACUCGAGUUAAUAAAUUUUAUGGAAUGCUUCGUUUUAUCUCGUUUCAGAAAAGAGCAAAAAAUUAGUUGUUUCUUUAAAAAUUCGGAGUGUCAACGGAAUGUGCAAUCAACAUAACAAUGAAAGAUCCAGCGAGUUUGAUGAGAGAACUUGCCCAAUUCUAACCGGUUAAGCUCACUCCUGUACAUGCAAUGUCAUGAAUGCCUGAUCUGACAGUAUUCUGUCCCCUAUUUUCUUGGCUAAAAGAUUUUAAAAUUCCUCCAGCAAUUAAGGAUUCUUGAAUCACGCGUUUUGGAUUCAAAGGUCGUAAAUGCAUUCAGUGCCCUAUCUUUUGCUUAAAGAUGCACGAUACAAAAAUUCUUCAUGUUGUCUGGUGUUGUCUUCUAUAAGAACUCUUUGAUGAAGGCAUUUGUCGCUAAUUUUUUUUGAAACAAUACACAUUUUAGAAAGACUAGGUACAAUAUGGCGAUAAACACUAGUCUUGGUCUUACCCAGCCUGUUUGUGCAUUGAAAACUCAAUCAUUCACGCUUUGCUUUUGUUGACAUAAACAUUGCCCUAUAUAAUUUUUGUCAGUAACGCAGCGUGACCGACGAUUUCAACCCUUUGACAAAGGCUGACAGAUAUAAGUCAAGAUUUGAUGACUUCUGUGAAUUGGCCCGAUAAAGAAUUUUGACCCGUUGCCGAUUCUGUUUCAUUCGGUACCGAUAAUAUUGGUACCGAUUGAAAACAGAAUCGGAAAAAAUUGGCACCCGAUUGAUCGGCAUCGGCAUGACCCGAUGCCGAUAUUUGGACGCGUUCCCUUAUCAAAGAUCUAUCUAAAAUGGUAAAGCAAGAAUGUCAGUCUGCCAUUUUGUCUCCUCAGGUGUUUGAACCAAGUGAGUCUGAAAAAGGAAUGUUGACCAGUAAAGACAAUGAAAUCAGAAAUGCUGCUGUACCUGAAAGAUUUCAAGUCAGUUGUGAAAGUAACAACAGGUUAUUAUUUUUGUAAAAGAUUUGAUAAUCUCGGUUCCUUCUGUGAGUACCGGAGCACAGAUUACGUAAUACAAUAGUAAUAAAAGACAGGAAACAAAACAACUCCAAAUAAAGACUAAUCCCAAGUGACCAAAAAUACAAAGCUUUCCGGUACCUGCAGAAAGACCCAUAAUCUCCAUGUUAUUAAUGCGAGAUCAAGAAAAAAUCAGGAUUUAAACCUAUGACAGGGCUUAAAAAAGGUCCUGUCCGGUAGCUGAGACAAGUAGAUUUGGAUCAGUUUAGGUUUCUGAGGAACUGCCCACCUACCCCUCCUCUAAGCCAACAUUUUGCCCUAAGUGAGAUGUAAGUGUUAAUGCUAGCUUAGGGGAGGGGUAGGUGGGCAGUUUCUCAGAAACCUAAAUUGAUCGGGAGAUUUUCUUGCUGGGUAAGUAACUUUUGAAAAUUAUUUGCCCAAUGGGUAAGGGUUUGUGCAAGUCAUCCUCGAACUAAAUUAUUAACUAAGACAGGCAAGAAGCAGCCCUGGCAGGGAUGUCACUAAGAUUUCAAGUUGCUGGGUAAAUAGACUUAUUUAACAACAGAACGAGAGUCAGUUGGCGGCAGUGUAUACAAAUAAAACAACCGGCUUUACCAAUGGCUGUGCGAAAAAUUGGGCAAGGGAAGUUGAGUUUAGUCGUUUCUGAGCACUUUCCCGUCAUCAAAUGACGGUCUCGUUCUGUUGCUAAAUCAGCCUAAUACAACAAGUAGGUGGGGAAUCAGACAGCUAGCAAUAUCUUUCGAUUCUAUUUUUCUUCUAUUUUUCUAUGAAAGUAGCUGGGGCCAUGUUUGUAAUGGGGGAAGUCCCCAGCCCCCAGCUCAUAAUGACAGCUCUGCCUGGGCAAGCAAAAUGUGAGAACUGCUUGCUCAAAGGACAAGCUUGAAUUUAAGUUGUUUUAGAGCUCUGUUAUGAUCUCACAAACACUGGGCAGAUGCUCUGUCCACUGAGCAUCAGAGAGACUUGUAGAGAGCAAGGCUGACUUCGAAUGGGUUAACACAGACACUGAGGGGGCCAUAGAAAGUGUCUUUAUUAAUGUAGUGUCUGUAUUGAGCAGGUUGAAUUUAGAGAAAAUUUAAGGGUUUUCUUUCCCCAGGGACAAGUAAACCUUCCAUAAAAAAGAGGUGUCCGUAAAUCAGGGUUUGUGUGUAGCAAAAGUCAUAGUCAAGUUGUUUUCUCAGUGCGUAUGGUUGACUGCUGUUAAUUUUCAGCUGAGUUAAACCACAGAUUUUGACACCUCCGAGCACUUAAUCUCUUGUAUAUGUACGCAAACUGAAUCCCCGCCCCACCUCCUUUGUAACCCCAAAGAUUUACCACCACUUUUUUUUCUUGUCAAUUGCAUUAUAAGAAAAUUCUCUCACUCCCCAACCAAAUCAUGGUGAGGUAAUUAUUAAUUUUUAGUCAUUGAUUCUAACUUUUGAGUCCUUGGAUAAAAUCCUUUGCCGUUACCAUUCAAAUAAAACUUCUUUGUGAGGACUUUUGCCUUCUAAUGUAUAUUUUUUUAGGAUUUACACAAAGAAAUUUGAAAAUGUUUUUUGAACGUUUUAAUUAAUUACUUUUGAAAGUACUCACUUAGGAGUGAGAGUUUUAAUAUAUUUUUUUUGUAUUCCUCUGUUCAUAGUUUCACAUUAAUUAUUAUUUCAGGUGUGAGUGGAUUGGUGAGAAAGUUUGGCUUGACACCAGAUCAGUUAGGAGAGAACUUGCGUGACAACUACCAACGACAUGAAACAGAGCAACAUCCCGCUGAACCAGAUGAAACAGCUGAAAAUUACCUUAGUAGGUGAGAAGACAUUGCAUUUUGCUAGUAGCAUUUUUUGCUUCAAAUCAAAACCUUUGAACUACACUUGCAGGUCAUUAAUUAAUAUGAAUAAUUUGUUUACUAGAGGAAUGAACUAGAGGAAUGAACUUUCGAGAGUUUCUGGUAGUUAUGUAUGAGCAAUAUUGUUCUUCCUCCACCUCUUACCCGUUCCCCACCCUAAAUCAUCAAUCCUCUUUGUUGCCGAUGGAACAUUGAUUCACCAUAAACGCUUGCCAUCUGACUCCAUUUUGAGCAAAAUUUUGCCUUAUGCCAAGUUUUAAUUAAAAGUCCUUUGUCCUCAAGGACUAACAUCCUUGCAUGCCUCCACAUUCGUUAGGGACCCCCUGUCUUAUGCUUUCCCUGUGGGUUCCAUUCAAGGGCUGUCUUAGCCACAUGUCAAUCUGGUCUCCUCUGUGUGGACAGGCCUUUUAUCUUAAAUAACAAGUCCCACUCAGAAUGAAAAAAAUAAGAGGCAAUUCAGUCAUGUAGGCCGUGUUGAAUUUGUUUUAAGUGUGAAUUGUCUGAUAUGAUGGCUAUCAUUCGUAUGUAAACAGAACUCAUUAUCACAUAGUGGUCUUCCUUACAGGGUGCAAAGAAAAUCAUCUUUACAGCUUGCCAUUCAGGCAAGCUGAGCUAGUAUUUGUUAGCCCAGAUGUCAUUUCAACUAGCCCCAAAAGCUUUUUGAUGAACAGAAUUGAUUUCUCAGUUCAUCUUUUACUCGAAUUCCUAACAAAAAAAAUCACUUGCCCAUUGGGCAAGUUAAAAACAGAAAUCACUAGCCCCGGGCUAUUGGACACUACUUUCUUUGUACACUGCCUUAUGACCUGAUUUUGAAGAAAAAUGAUUUUAGAGCUCAUAUAUAGCUGCUGGUUUGUCCAAGUAGUUUCAGAUUGACUGCAGAGUUCAUUAUUUUCCUUAAUAGUACAUUCUCAACUGUCAAUCAAGUUCUGGAAGCUGCUUGGCAUAAUAUGGUAGCCAUGCAGAUUGCAAGAGAUCCAUUGGUUCGUCAGUGUGUCAGGCAGACAUUCUAUGAGAGAGCCAAACUAAAGAUUAAACCUACUAAGAAAGGAAAGAAGGUAAAAAAAUAGCAGUAGCUUUCGAACACUUUAGGGAUCUUGUUUUGAUAUUUAACAAUUAUUCCUCGAGUCCGAAUGGGCUCUGAGUCAAUAGUCCAUGAGGCUGAAGGCUGAAUGGGCUAUUGACUCAGAGGCCAUUAGGGCGAGGAUGGUCAAAAAUAUUGAGAUUAAAAGAAUUUUAGCUAGUUAAAGACAGACGUUAAUCCUUUUUUGCCGCCAAAAAGCUGGCGCUUUUCGCUACUCGUAGGCUAUAACAUAUAGCCUAGUAGUAGCUCAACCAAUCAGAACGCAGCAUUGAUAAUAGACCACUAGUUGGAUUUUACUAAUAUUAUUUAUUUCAACUUUAAGGCAUAAAAGUAAUGCUUUAAAACCACAACAUUUCAAUGUCCACAUUUGUUUGUUGUUGUUUUUUAAUCAAGUGGUGACAUUUCGCAUCUCUGUAAAGUGUGACAACAAUACUUUUUUUUUUAUUUCAUUAGGAAAUUGAUGAAUCUCACUCAUGCAGCAGUUUGAAGUAUAUUAAAAACAAGCCUGUUAGAGACUUAAAAGGUGAUCAGUUUCUGCUCAUGUGUAAGGCAGAAGAAGAUGGUCUGCUGACAGUUUCAAUCGGAAUCGACCUGGACAAGAGUGCAGGGUAUAAUAAUAUUGUGAGGCAAAAAUCUUCAAUUCUUAAUACCAGGGAUGUCACUAAGAUUUCGAGUUGCCGGGUAAAUACAACAAAUAGGUGGGGAAUCAAACAGCUAGGGAUUUCCUUUGGUUGUAUUUUUCUUCUACUUUCCUAUGAAAGUAGCCGAGGGCCAGAUUCAUAGUAGCCAAGGGAAAUUCCCGGCCCCUGCUUCUUAAUGACAACCCGAUAGUACAGUCAAACCUCCCAUCAGCGACCACCUAAAAUGUGAAGAUUUAGUGGCUGGCGAUAGGAGGUGGUCACUUGCAAGAAUCAAACUACAGGAAUGUCUUUUGAGAGGAGGUUCCUGAGACAUCUACUGUUUAGUAAAGAAUUUAUUACUUUCAGUUUCUAAGCUACAAUAUCUCUAGUUCCAUGUUUAUUACUUUCAGUUUCUAAGUUACAAUAUCUGUAGUUCCAUGUUGUCACUAAAAGCUCUUCGCAUACUCUUAGUAGCAUUUUUGAUAGUACAUGCUACAAAAAAAGAGAGAGAGAGAGAUCAGACCAUGGGUCAAGUGGUCACCUACAAGAGGUUAAACGCAAUGGAAAAUUAUAAAACCUUCAGCCCAAAAAGUGGUCAUGGUCCUUUACGAGUGGUUCAAACUUACAGAGCCUUGACUAGGAAAAUUUUGGUGCUGUGGAUAGACGGUCACUCAUGGGAGGUGGUCAUGCAAGAAGGUUUGACAGCAAGCGGACACAACAACUCCCAACAUUGUUGGCCAACAAUAUUGGGAGUUGUUGUGUCUGUUUGCAGGAGCUAAAAGUUUGACCGGUUUCAAAAAUUGUGCAACAACAUGCAACAGGGUGUGCAAAUGGACGCAACAUGUAACACCCAAUAAUGUUGGGAGUUGUUGGCCAAUAAAGUUGCAUCCGUUUGCACGGGGCUUAAAAGUUACAGAAAUCAGCAAUCAAUUUUAAAAAAAUUAGCUCAGGACCUCUGUCUAGUCAAAAUAUAAACCUGCAUAAUGUGGUUUAUGAGUGACAGUAUGUGGUCAUGAGAACAAGGAAUCCAAAUAACAAAAAGAAAUAACUUCUACAAAAUGAAAUUUGGAAAUGUUGUUGCAUUAAUUUUAUUUCUUACUUUAACCACUUUUGGUAGUGAAAGGGUUUAAAAAUUAAUGCGAUCGUGCCGUGUUUUCUUAGGAAAAAGAUAUGGCAACUCUGAAACAGUUCGUCCUGAAGAAGCGUCCACAGGUUGUGGUUGUCGCAGCUGAAUGUCGUGAGGCACUCUCUGUGGUAGAUGACAUGAAGAUGUGCAUUGCAGAACUGGAACAAGAGAAUCAAAUUCCAACCAUCUCUGUUGAGGCGCUUGAUGGAGAAGUGGCUCGCAUUUUCACAUCCUCUCCCCGAUCCGAAGUAAGUUACAUGGGAUAGUACUGUUUUUUUGUUUUCCUUUUCUAUUUGAAAUUUCCCACUGAAGUAGAAGAACGUUGUUCUAAAUAAAGAAUGAUGGUGAAUUUUAAGCUCUGGGAAGAAACGAGAAAUGAUGUGAUCAACAUGUCACCAGCACGGGACUGGAAAUUUAUAGCUGAAAAUUUUGGUCGUAACGAGUGACCUCUUUUACGUACAUCAUUUGAACUGUAGAAUUAUCUGAAAACAACAGCUCCUUGAUAUUAAGUGAAUGUAGGGGAAACCACACCAAGAACAUCAAUAUCCUUAGUCUUAUGGGCUCAUGGCCAAUAACAAUGUGUUCUGAAAUUCAAAAUAAAAUGUAUUAUUGACUAAUUAAGACCUCAAAGCCAACACAUGUGGCCAAUGAGUCUGAAAAUAGGUGUGAUUCAUUUCUCCAAAGUGUAGGGAGCUAUGGCUGAAGUUCAUUCCACUAGUUUACAAGUGGCUUGAAUGUUCUAUAGGGGAGGGGCGCGGUCUCCCCCACCCCCCUUAUUUUUAGACCAGACUGGCGGAAUUUUUUUUUGAGACUGGCUCAUACUUCCUAUUAACUGAAGAGCGCAUCGCCAGUAACAACCCCAGAAUUCUUUGUGAAAGCUAACUUGACCCAUAACCCUGCUCGUUCUUUUAAGAGGCAGAUUGGCAGCAGAGUAAAGCAAAACAAAAUACAUUUGAUUAAAUUUAUCUUUUAAGACUUAUUUUUCACGAUUCUUAUUUCCAGAAUGAGUUUCUUGAGUACCCAUCCCUUCUGCGUCAUGCUGUGUCACUUGGCCGAAGAAUUCAAGAUCCUCUGUCUGAAUUUGCUGCUUUGUGUGUUGAGGAAGAUGAGCUCCUUUGUUUAAGGCUGCAUCCUUUCCAGGUAUGAUCCGGAUCGGCAGAUGACAAAUGUAAAAUAGUAUUGUAUGUUUUAUUAUCAAUCUGAUUUUAGGUUGAAGAUCACCUCAGGUGCGAACUGAAAAUUGUUAAAUGAUCUGUAAUUUUCAUGUUGAGAGUGCUGUGUGUAAAUUAAGAAAUCUUUUACCAAGGUUGGGGCGCAAGUUUGAGACCUUAACAUGUUUCUUUCAGUACAAUGUGUGUUAUGCUUUUGUUAUAUACUUUCAUCAUCAUCAUCAUCAUCAUCAUCAUCAUCAUCAUCAACAACAACAACAACAACAACAACAACAAUUUGUUUGACUCAUUGAAAUAUUUACCAGACAAUUACAGCUAUUUUUGACAAGGAUUUCCUGAUACCUCGAGAAAAGGAACCACCAGGCUUAUGGGAGCUGACCUUUAAACCUUAGGAUAAAUUGUUUACUUUGUCCCCAGUUUUGCUUUUCCUUGUUCCCUUUUGGCUGUUUUGUAUUUCUUUGGUGUUCUCAGGAUAAAGUAUUGUUUUAAAGCGUCCGUCAAUUAUGUGAUACAGGAGACUGUAUUAGACUGUAUCACAUUCCCCUAUUAUUCCUUAAGAUGGCCUCGAUUGGGCAGCCACCUUGGUUUCAAACGUACAAAGUCUACUAAGGGGGCGGGGACGGUUUGGGAGGAGGCGAGAAACCCCGGGACACGCCCCUGCCCCCCCCCGUACAUUUGAAAACAAGAUGACUGUUAAGCGCUCGAUUCCGAUGAUCUUUCUGAAAAAUAGGGGACUGUGAACAUUCUAAGUACAUGACGGUUGAUUAGUGCUGAAAUGAGCUAAAAUUGCGAGACCUUCCUUUUGAAUAAGGACAUAAUUAGAGGUUGGUUAUUCUGGGAAACUGCCCACCCCUCCCAGUGUUAACACUACCUCUUACCUGAGAGAAAAUGCUGGGUUAAGGGAGGGGUAGGUGGGCAUUUCCUAAGAAACGUGUGGUCUUUGUUUUAGGGCCACGUUCCCAAGGAGCGUCUCAUCAAGUGCUUUCAUGAGGAAUUUGUGACAGUGGUAAAUGAAGUAGGCGUUGACCCUAAUCGCUUACUGGAGCAUCCCCACACAGUGGCUCUACUACAGUUUGUUUGUGGACCGGGACCAAGAAAGGCCACUUCUCUAUUGAAGGUACGUUCCUUUACCAAAGUUACUUUGAAUUGGGUGUUAUCAGUGUCAGAUCCAGGUGAGGGGCCUAGGCCUUCCUUUAUUUUUAGACCAAACAGAGACCUGUAAGGUCUAAAAAAAAUUUUUUUGAGACCGGGGCCCCCCUUAUCUCAAUGUCUGGAUGACCGACCUCCCCGCACCCCUUCCUUCCCCCCUCCCAAAAUGUACAGAUGUUUUGUUAAAAAGCCACUUACUCUUACUCCCAAGAUUUCCUGGAAGGCAACAAAGUCUUGUUCUUUAUCUUAAAAAGUACAUAAAAUCAAAAAGUACCCAAUAAAGGAGUACUGAAGGGGGAAAAGUUAAGGUUUAUCGACUAAGUUGAUUGCGUCCAUUUACUUGUAUAAUACAAUAGAAAAGAUGGCAUUUCAAGCAGAACUAAAUAAUCAACUCGUGCAACUACUGAAGAGGUUUCAUUUGAAUGGUAACGCCAUAGGAUUUCAUCCACAGACUCCAAAGUUAGGACUACAUACUAAAUAAAAUAAUAGUACCAUGUGAAUGUACCGCUGAAGAGGUUUCAUUUGAAUGGUAACACCAUAGGAUUUCAUCCACAGACUCCAAAGUCAGGAUUACAUUACAUGUCGUCAUAUUAGUGGCCCCCAAGUAAAAUGAUGUAAUGGUGGUGUGGGGAUGAAAGUUGCCUUUAGGUUCAACCUUAGGCAGAAUGGGUUUCUGUGUUACUGAUAGUAUAGAGGCCAGAAGCCUCUAAAAAAAGUCUGUUGUGUUCAAAACAUUGUGGUUAACAGGUUGGUUAAUAGUUUUUACUGUGGAGUUUGUUUUGAGAAUCACUUGUUAAACUUUUUUUUUCAGAGCUUAAGGCAGCAGAGUACCAGGUUGGAGAAUCGCUCGCAGCUGGUGACCGUGUAUGGACUGGGACCUCAGGUCUUUCUAAACUGUGCAGGAUUCAUUAAGAUUGACACAGCAGCCAUCAGCGACACAACUACAAACUACAUAGAAGUGCUUGAUGGGUCUAGAGUACAUCCUGAAACAUAUAAGUGGGCUAAGAAAAUGGCCGUUGACGCGCUCGAGUAUGACGAGGUAACGAAAUUAGCCUGCGUGGAAGUUGUGUGGCAACUGCUGGGAGUUAAGGCGCGCGAGGAAGGAGGAAGGGGGAAAUUCCCUUCCUUCCUUCCUUCCUUGCGCGCCUAUUGCGUUCUUGCGCGAUGGCUGUUGACGUACUUGAGUAUGAUGAGGCAACGAAACCAGCGUGACAGCAAUUUGAAGUUGAAAAAGGGGAAUUAAUGCGCGCGAGUAAGGAGGAAGGGCAAGUACCUCCUUCUUCGCGCGCUCAACGCAUUCUCACGCGCGUUAAUCCCCUUUUCCCUUCAAAAGCCGGCCAUGCGGGCUGUAAGUUAUAAAGCUAAACGAUAUCGGCGAAAACACAAGCGGACGACGCUGUUUUGUAUGGUGUAUUCAAAGAUUGCAGUGAUGCAGAGUCACUACUAGUACAGCAAGACCUAAACUCACUUGUACACUGAGCAGACACUUGGCAAAUGUAAUUUGAUGCAAAGAAGUGCACCAUCCUUAGAGUCUCGUGCUCGAAAUCUCUGGUUGAAUACCGAUAAUACACCAUCCACGGAGAACCCUUGGAGGCUGUUGAUCACCACAAAUACCUUGGAGUUGAGCUAUCCAGUGAUCUAAACUGGGAUGUUCAUAUUGCUGGAAUGAUAGGCAAAGCCAACCGAUCAGUUGGCUUUAAAAGAGGAAACCUAAAUAAGUGCCCAGAAAAGGUAAAAGAGCAAGCCUAUCUUGCUUUAGUUAGAUCCUAGCCUGUCUUCUGCCGUGAUACGAUGUCCCACUUGCAGAUAACAUGAUUAGAAGUAGAAUUAGAAAAGCUUUAACCCAGCCACUGACACAGAGGUAGUUUUGGUAUUCUUAGCAGCUACAAUCGCAAGUGAAUUAUUAACAAGUUUGUUUUCUAUCUAUUGCGCAGGCCACGAUGGAUUCAAACCCUUCAGCAGCCUUGGAAGAAAUUCUUGAAGCUCCAGAUCGGCUAAGAGACUUAGAUCUCGAUGCUUUUGCAGAAGAGCUUGAACGGCAAGGAUAUGGCAACAAAGGAUUGACAUUGUACGACAUUCGAGAUGAGCUGUUUGGUCAGUACAGGGAGCGACGUCCCCCGUACCGCUCCCUGUCGGUAGAGGAGCGCUUCAGAUUAUUGACAGGGGAAACAAACGACUCUCUUUAUGUUGGCAAGCUGGUGGUGUGUAAUGUAACCGGGUUUGCGAACAGGAAGCCACCACGUGACGUUAUUGAUCAGGCCCAACCUGUCAGGAAUGACGAGACUGGCCAAUGGCAGUGUCCCUUCUGUCUGCAGGAUACCUUCCCCGAUAUAAGCGAGGUAUGAACUCCACCCUGGUAGAAUUUAGUGCUUCCCCACAUCUCCCCUCCCCGCCAAAUAAAAGUAAAAAAACUUGUCAGGAAUGACGAGACUGGCCAAUGGCAGUGUCCUUUCUGUCUGGAGGAUACCUUCUCCGAUAUAAGUGAGGUAUGAACUCUUCCCUGGUAGAAUUUAGUGCGCCCCCACUCCCCCCCCGGAAAAAAAUCUGUAAAAGUAAAUGAAACUAAAAACUUGUCAGGAAUGACGAGACUGGCCAAUGUGCCCCUUCUGUCUACAGGACACUUUCCCCAAUCUAAUCAAGGUAGGAACUCCACCCUGAUAGAAUUUAGUGCACCCCCAACCUGUCAGGAAUAAGGGCCAAUGGCAGUGUCCCCUCUGAUCUAAGCGACGUAAAAACUCCACCCGUGGUGGUAGUGCAAAGCACCCACCACCCCCUUCCCAAACAAAAUGUCACAUUCGCCAUGUUGGUGUCCCAAACCUAUCCUGUGGGAGUGGAACCUUUCUCUUAAGUAAACAGUUUCUUUUGUUCCAAUGAAUUUGCAAAGCUGCUGUCCACGCGAGUGACUUUCUUUAGGUCUCCUACUGGAGACGAAAAAAGACUACCAUUUUAUGUGGUCAUCCAAGCCAGGGAAAAGGCAGUACCUUCAUUUCUCAGCUAUUUUAAGACCCUUGCCCUGUCCCAGGAAUCGAACCCGCCACCCGAACCUGCGACCCGAACCCGUGACCUUCCGUUCUGCAGUCAAACUCUAAUCCUGCCACAGUCCAAGUGGUGGAAGGUUGGCUGUGCGUCUUUGAGAAAUCUCGCAGAAUUGUAAAUUUUGGGCUGAGUGUAAACUUGAGUGUUACUUUUUGUGUAUGUGUAGGUGUGGACACAUCUUGAUAAUGGAAGCUGUGCUGGGCAGGCGAUUGGGGUUCGCACAAGAAUGGAGAAUGGUCUGUCGGGAUUUAUCGCUACUAAGAUGAUAAGCGAUAAGCAGAUAACCACCCCUCAUGAAAGAGUCAAGGUAACCUCAGUCACGUGAUUGCCCAGAAGCAGUUCUUGAAUAAGAUUAUUGAAAUUUAUUCUGCGAGCAAGCUCUCCAUUUCGAGUGGCGAGAGAACGUGCAUGCGAGCGAGCGGCGCAGCCACGAGGGGCUAGCUCUCGCGUCUCCUUUCGUGACUUGCGUGACCUCUCGCGGUAUUCCCAAAAUGAAGAGUUUCCUCGCAGUUUAUCUCAGUUUAUGUCUACUGUUUCGCCUGCUUUCGUUCUUUUGAAUCCGAUUCUAAGAACGUGCUAGAGUCACGGAACCUUGUUUUGUUAAACGAAUUCAUGGCUCGUGCAGGGCUGUGAGAAAUGCGACUUACACAGCCACACCCAAAGAAAAAACUCGCCAUGUAACUUGCACUCGACCUCGGACUCUUUCAGUAAGAGAUAUUAGUGUGCUUAAGAUCCGACGACGGCGAGAUUCUACGACGGCAGACUUGGUCGAGGGGGCUUGGGGUGAGGUCGCCGUCGCAAUGGCGCGAGAAAUAGCAUUAAGAAAGCUCGCGCGACGGCGGGUUGUUGUAGCGCCUUUUGAAGUUUAGAAAUAAAUACAAGAGCGAUGGCUACUUUUAGAAAGGUUCGUGAAUGGUUACUGACAAGUUUCGAUGAUGAUGACAUUUCAGAAGAUGAAUUUUUACUGUUGUAUGAUGUCAACAGAUCUAAAAAUCCGGAUUUUCCCUACCAGAAUUACAAACAUUUUGACCUCGAGAGGCUUGACGAAAGUGAAUUCUUAGCAGAAUUUCGUUUCAGAAAAAGUGACAUACCUAUUCUCAAAGAGGCAAUGGGGUUGCCUGACUCGUAUACAUGCGAACAGGGGACCUUGGAAACCGGUUAAAUCGACUCACCGUUAAAUCAGUUCAGAUCUUUCUAAAGCAAAUCAGUCAUGUUUGUGUACAUGUGUACAUGUGCAAUAUGCCGCCUAAUUCAAGUAUUAACUAAUCGUGAUGUUGUAUUUUGAGCAGUUUCGAGAAGCAAGCGUUUCGUGUCUCAACGACGAUGCAUUUUUUUUGCCUUACUGAAAGCUCUUGAUUAAAAUUACAUUGUAAGAGAAGCCGAAUAAAAAAAAAACGCUAUUUCGGGAAAAGAUGAGUGGCAUAAUCCAUUGGACCUCAAUUUAAUGCCGAAACAAGUCUACCCUAUCAUAAUUGUUAAUAAACACAUCAAUCAACACAAGAAAAAACUUGUAAAAAUGACUGGGUUGCUUUCUUUGUCGAGUUGACCGAGUCCAUGGCGAUUAACGAGUUAAACUGUUUGGAGAAGGCAAACAAAUUUAAUUUAAAUACUGUGUUCAAAUCGUUUAAGUCGCUUAGAAAUUCGACAAAAAUGGUGUACUGAGAAUAAACUGUUAACAGUGCUAAAGAAUUUCGCUCAAAAUGUGUUUAAAUGGCAUUAUUUUGAUCAAGUUUACUCACGUUUUACACGCGACGGCAAAAUGGCCUUCUUCACGUCACAGACAAGGCCGCUACGGCGGGAAACUUCGCAACGACGGCAGCCGGAAGUCUUUCUAGCAGUAAUUUCACUUCCGCUCGCCGUCACAGACGUCUGCCGUCGUCGGAUCUUAAGCAGGCUAUUGAACGUGUUAUGAUAUUCCUGAAUCCGCGCGCUACCCGAGCAUCUUGCCGCCUCGGGAUAUCCCGCGUUAGUCCCGCAAGAUAAAGUUCUGGUUAUUGGCCUUGUUCUUUUUUGCGUGUUAUUGACUUCGACUUUUAGGGGGUGUUUACAUGAGAAAACUCGCACCGGCGCGAGUUUCAUACCGGGAUGACUUUUUGAUUUCGUAUCGCGUUUACAUGAUGACUGGGUCACUUCAUAUCUCGUUAUUUGAAGGUACACUUCAUGUUGAUAAAAUACACGUGUGAUUCAAACUCGCAAACGUUACGCAUGCGCUACCCGUUCCAGUCUACGGGCAGACCGAUUUCACACCGAAACGGGUGGUCGUUUCGCGUUUACAUGAUACCGCUGCGAGAUUUCGUACCGGAGUGAAAUUCUCGCCCCGGCACAAGAACCGGGGUGACUCGCGCCAGCAUGACAGUUUGUGGUGGUAUCAUGUAAACAAAUAUAGAGCCACGAGAGCAAACCGGAGUGAACUCGCUCCGGGGCGAAAGUCGCCCCGGUGUCAUGUAAACACCCCCUUAAUCUCGGUCUACAAAAACGCAAAAAAGAACUUGGCUAAUAUACAAGGCAUCUUGACCUCAUGCUUGGUCAUUAACGCAUUUAUCAUACCUAUAACAAGUAUAGAUGCCAAGACACCACUUGUUACAUGCUACAGACACAUUGCUGAACUAUUUUCUCAAUUUCAGGUGGGCAUGACUCUGCAUUGCCGAGUGACGCGCAUAAACAUGGAGCGGCUACAACUUGAUCUGACCUGUCGCUCGUCUGACCUGGCCGAUAAAGAAGGAAAAUACAGGUACCUUGAGCACAUGUAACCAUUAAUAUUGCGUAACAUCUGCUUUUAAAAACAUUCUUUUUCACCCCUUUUAUGCAUAAAGGAAACCUGUUCCGGCGUGGCGCCAAAUGAAAACGGGGGGCGAAGAAGAAAUCUGCCCUCCCCCCUGCUCCGUCUUGGCUUGCCUAUUUUGGAUGUCUCUAGGAUUUCUAAUCGCCUAUAACAGGCUAACAUAGCUGUCAAGAGGGUAGCAAAAGUGUUAUUAAAGGUUGUGUCUUUAGUUUUAGACAAAUUCUCUCUGCUAAUGUCAGAUGAAGUGUGUGGGGGAAUAUGUAUUAUCAUAAUAGAGCUGUGAGGAUGAAAGUAAAUGGAUUUUUCAAUAACUGAUUUGUAUGAAACGUAGUAUUCAUCCUGUUAUGUGUGUGACGGGUUCAUUUAUGUGGUUCUUUUAUCGUUUGUUUCAUGAUAGUCACCUAGUUAUUGAUCGCGACCUUUCGCCGGCAUACUGCUGACCUUUAUCAGGCGAUACCACAGAAGUUGAUAGCGAUUGGUGUAUCACGAACCACCAACUUUUUUGUAGUUAUUGAUUUUACUUUAGAUAACCAUGGGCUUUCAUAUCGGUCUUCUUUCUAGGUCUCUGUAACUUAUAAAGGGAUCUGCAGUUAUAUAGUAUAUGAUAUUAAUUAUUUUUGUUGCUCAGUCCUCUUAAAGAUUUGUAUUAUGAUCACGAUUCUGCUGACGCUGACAAAAAGGAAGAUGAAGCGGCCAAAAAGAAAGCAAACAGACCAAGUGAGUACACACCUCCACUGACAGACCUGAUAACUUGCUCUUUUCUGUCCUUACGUGUGUAAUAGACCUUGCUCACGAUACCCGCCAUGUUUGCACGCGCUCAAGGACUGAUGGGAUAAAGGCAAUGUCACAUGGUUUCUCAUGAGGCAAACAAGUGAAAAAAAUUGCCAAUGGAAGAAAUCGCGGUUGAGUUUGUUUAUUCUAGACAACAGGAAAUGAAGACCUUUUCAUCUUAAAGACGAUAAUGUCAAAGUAUGGGGGGAAGUGAUCAUUGUUACUUUUUUUAUAUGCAGUAUAGCGACCGUAGAUGUCCUCAUGCCAAACAGUAAUGACGUAAAUCUUGCCAAAACUUGAUACUAUGAAAUCGUCGUCUCGUUUUGAUAGCAUAAACAAACUCGACCGCGAGCAAACUCGAACGCCACUAUCUUAAUUCGUAAGCUGGCUGAAAUGAAUGAGUACAAAUCUUUCGGCUUUUUCCUGUUUGCUUUCCUCUGUCAACAAGAACUAACAUUUCAAAAUUUUGACCUGAUUGGUCGUUCUUGGGGGCAGUUCGCCAAAAGCAUGUUAUGAGCAGGCAAUCAAUAAAGAGUUCGUUGAAGUGAUCGUGCUUGUUGGUCAUCUAGAAACACUUAAUGCGGUAGUUUUUUUUUUUUUAGUUAGUUUCCUUUGCUUUUACUCUAGGUUAACACUGUCCUGUUAUUCAAAUCUUGCUAUUUAGAAUACGUGAAGCGUGUUAUUGUACACCCGGCAUUUAAGAACACUUCCUUCAAGGAAGCCGAGAGACUCUUAGCUGAAAUGGACCAAGGAGAAUGUAUUGUGAGACCCAGCAGCAAGGUAACCAUGACAAUCAGUCAAUGAAAUGUAACGAUUUCCAUGCACGUUCACAGGGGACCACACAGUUUUUCUCGUUUGUGUCGCUAUUGCGUUGGACUGGCUGGAGGCGGAGUCGCAACGCUCUAAUGGGCGCAGCCACAAAAAGAACCUGUGGGCCAGGGCCUAUUUCUUACCCUAUUUAACAUUGCAAAUUGAUGAGUUUGGGAACUGAUACCUUAAGAGGUAGCGGGGUAGGGUCUAAGAUAACCGAGAGAUAGCACUUUGGUAUCCAUAAUAACCCCGUAAGCGGGAACCAUACAAGCCACUCUCCGGUGCUUCGAAAACCGCAGGUUCCCGCCUGCCGGGUCACAUGGAACUUUCGACACAAAUUCCUCCCUUUUGUGACCCUGUUAUCAUUCAACGUCAAAUUCUAUUAUUCUUGUUUUAUUAAGAUCAAUUAACUUAAACAUCGACAUGCGGGUAACUAUAGAAUAACUAAGCAACAGCCUCUUGCUUAGCUCGCGCGCCUCAAUUUCUGGCCUUCUCUUUCGUACCUUUUGCUAAACGCGGUCAAUGACACUCAAAUACACUUCAACUGAAGAGACGUUCUUAGUGGUGUAAAGUGGAAACCGCGGUAUUAGUUAUGACAGGGUCUUGCUAUCUUAAUCCAAUAUACUUGUGUCUCUUUCCUUCAGGGUGCCGAUCAUCUGACCGUCACGUGGAAGGUUGAUGAAGGAGUUUACCAGCAUGUGGAUGUGCGAGAAGAAGGCAAAGAGAACGCUUUUAGCCUUGGUCGGUCACUUUGGAUUGACAGCGAGGUGCGUUUGGGAAAUCCCUCUGAUAUGUCUGUAAAGGUUCUUUCAUUUAUUUGAUUUGAUUGCUGUGCAUAUUACGAGCCUCUCACGCAGAGGUUCUUAGGAUUUCGUCACGCGUUCCUUCCCGUAGGGCGGAUUGCGAAAGAGCAAAAAUAACGUUUGCUUGGGACUUAAUCUUCAUAUAUAGUCUAAUAUGCUGCAACAGUAAGUGAAAAGUGCGCAGUGCUUAAGAAAUUUCUAUUGGCCAUUUUGAGGUUGCUCCACCGCAUGGAACUGGGUCGAUAUUGUGUCGAAAUGCACUCUGGGCCUGUUUUAGGGGCGCUGUCAUUUCUUUAUUGGUUACUAUAAGGUUGCGAAGAGACUGUGGCUAAGACUGUGUUCACACUAUACUGGAUAGCGUUUGCGCUAGCAAGAAAAUCUUCUGUUAACACUUUUGAACGGUGAUUUCGGCGCGAUUUUUGUGACGCAGCGCCGCGUCAUUCUCUAAAGUGGAGAGAGACAUAUCGGAUAGGUGUCCAUACUAUAUGGACACGAAAAAUCACACAGUGUUUUUUGGUCCAACACAAACCCAGAUUUACACGGUGCCUAAAAAUAGCCAAUAAAAUUGACUCUAGUUCACUGCUAUAAAUUUAGAAUAUUGUAAUUUGCUUUGUAGGAAUUUGAAGAUCUUGAUGAGAUCAUCGCGCGGUUCAUUCAGCCCAUGGCGUCUUUUGUUCGAGAAGUUCUCAACCACAAAAACUAUCGCGCCGUGGACGGCGUCAAAGCCAAGCUGGAAGAGUUGCUGCUUGCGGAGAAACGGAAACACCCGCAAAGAAUUCCUUACUUCAUGAGUACUACAAAAGACUUCCCUGGGAAGUUUUUCUUGGGGUAUCUUCCUCGUGUUAAGGCCCGUGUGGAGUAUGUCAGUGUGACACCGGAUGGGUUCCGAUAUCGGGGCAGAGUACAUGCUACUUUAAAUGGUUUGUUCCGGUGGUUCAAGGAACACUUCAGAGACCCUAUACCUGGUAGGUGUUUAUUUUAGUCCUAGAAUUGGCUGAACCCACAUGCAGGACCUGUCAAAAAGUCAUAGUUGGAACUUCUCGUUUACUACUUCCUCUAGUAAGCGACCGCAACAAAUUUUGUUGUGACGGUUUUAGGGUUUUCCAUUGUUUUGACGGUCUUUUAAGCGACGAAUUGCUACUUAGAGUAUGCGAAGAAAUUCCAGUAACAACAUAAAACUACGCAAAUCGUAACUUGGAAAUUGCAUGCAAUUUAUUGUCUUCCAAAAAGGGCGUGUCCUUGGACCUCUCUGUCGAAAAGACCCUCUCUACAGUAGUUCGACUCUAGUAAGCGACCACCAAAUCUUGGUGCUCAUUUUCGGGAGGUUAGAUUGUAUAUCAAGCGUUAUCUCGAUUAUCGAGACUGUGGUGCCGCCAAAAUUUUUGCGGGCGACAAGGGAGAACCGCAAUCCUAAUCUCUAGGUUGUUAUUACGCAUGGGCCGCAUGUAUGUAGCCAGCAUUCUUUUGGACUUCCAUUAAGAAUGAAUUGAAUGUACACAACGCAAUUUGAUCACGCGCGUUUCCACCUUCUGCCCCUCGCAAUCUGAUCACGUGCGUUCUGACCAUCUGUCACGGGAAACUUACGCAGAGCACAGCGAUGGAGCAAAAGCGUUUGGACCUUCGAUCGGUAUGGCCCGCUCUUCCUAACCUUUGGUUAUUACCAGUUACGUAUCAAGAAAAGCGACCUGAAUUCGAGAACAAUAGGUAUUGUUUUGUAUUGUUAUUGUUGUAUUGUUGGUAUUGUUGUAUUGUUAUCGAAGGUUUCCGAUUAUUCAAACAAACUUCGGCUUGGUCUGGGUAGGUGUCACCUGGAACAAAGGGCCUAUUGUUUGAACGUUAAUUGGAAAAUUCAGGUCGGUACAAUGGGCCAUUUCUUGAUACGCCUAAUUGACCUACAGGGGUCUGUGACACUCAAUCACCGACGGCAGAAACAUCGUUUUUCCCAGAUAUCUCGACAGUGAAGUAUGAGUUAACCCCUUUAAUCCUAGACCAUGUUAUGGGGAGAAGAUCUCUCUCUCUAACUUAAAGAUAUGUGAAGACAUAUAUCAUAUAUGACGAAGACCGAUAAUGUUACCAUUCAAAUGAAACUUCAUUGGCGGACGUUUUACUUUGUACUAUCAGUUUCGUCAAAUUUUACAAAAAGAAAUGUUGUUUUGUUUGUGAAUUUUUACCACUCUUAGAAGUUAAAGAGUUGUUGACGCUGCACGUGUACAGUGUCGAAUCUUCGCAAAAUUACCUCCUUUACCAUAGACAAAGAUACUUCCCUUAACAUGGAGUAACAAUUUGCUUUAUAUUAUUAUUUCCAGGUACUCCUCGUCAUCGUGGGAUGCCCAUGUCAGAGAGCAAUACUCCCUACACACCGGGGGGUACCCCAUCGAUUAACACCGACGUUGACCCCUCCCGACUGUUACCCCAACUUCAACAGCACUUCCCCCGGGGAAUCAAUGACCCUAAAGUGUACUCAGCUCUUGCGGCGGUUGCUAGGCAACAACAGCAUGAGACACAAGCGAAGACAACGCCUACUCAGCUUACGCCUGCACAGUGGGGCGCGGUCGCUGCCCAGCACAUACAGCGGCAAAACAAACAGCGCAGUCAACUCCAACAAACGCCGACGCAGCAGACACCUUCAAACCAAACUCCGAGUCAACAGGGAUACCAACAAUAUCCACAGUACGGGUACUAUCAGCAACAUCGGGAUCAAUCGCAAACUCCUACUCCUACCUAUGGCUACCAGCAAACGUAUUCAGGGCGCAAGUCAACUCCAAAAGAAGGCAGCAAGAGCCGGUCGUAA
This is a messenger RNA of Porites lobata, 29111 nucleotides long. NCBI's taxonomy places the organism in Eukaryota, Metazoa, Cnidaria, Anthozoa, Scleractinia, Poritidae. The record is from the annotation of a GenBank genome assembly.